UAAAUAUCAGCCAGGCUUUGUUGAGAUUUUAGUAGUGAAUUCUCUCCCUUACUGGAACUGUAUUCCCAUAAUCAAAAGCAACCAGCAACCAUGUACUUCUCCCCGGUUAUAUUCAACGGCACACGGAAAAAUCGGGCGCCGGACAGCUUCGUGGGCGGCGUCCACCUCAAUGCCAUCAACGGCUCCACAGACUCCACGCCCUUCAGUCCGUUCAGCAGCGGCUAUUCCGGUCAGUCCCAGUCCUACGGGGGACAUUUCAGCUUCUCUAUGGAGGACACGUACCGGUAUCGGUCGCAGGACAGCAGCAACGCGCGGUAUGAAAGCUCGUCUCCCAAGAAAUCCCCAACUUACGUCAUCACUGAUGACGUCAAACCCGCGACAGAACGACCAAUCUUUUACAGCCAAAUAAUACCCCGGAAUAAUGACGAUUUUUUAAACGGGAAUUCCGGGUUGAGCACGUCGGAGGAGGAGCCGGGUAGAAACAGCCUUGACCUUGAGGAAAACCCACACUUCCACCCCGUGUUUGAGGAUUUGCUGCGGUCCCUGGAAGAGCUGGACCAGAGCAGAGGUCACGUGACGCAGCACGACCUUGAAUAUGACGAGGAUCGACCAAGUGCCUUGACCUUGUCCGACCUCAACAUCACCAAUAACGAGGUUAGAACACCGGCCUCCAUUAGUGACGAGUCAGACGUCUCCAACACAUUGGCACCACAGGCGGCUAAAUCUUACAAGAGUGUUAGACGUUACCACCUGUCUGACUACACAAAUACGGAGAGGACACUACAGCUGAUGCAGAAAAUGAAAGAAGGAAAAAAGAUGGCGCCGUCCUAGAUAUUGACAUGCAGAAAACCAAGUUGUAUUUCCAAAAAAAGGCGACGUCUCUAAGCAAAGAAGAGAUUUGCGCUUAUUUUUUUUCCUGCACGAAACAGAUUGAGGCUGGAUGAAUUUGAUAUUUUUUGCCUUGUUGAGACGCCAACAAGUAUUGUAACGGUUUUCAGUUGACUGAUUUAAUGCAAUACCUG
Physella acuta is the source of this 1022-nucleotide messenger RNA. RefSeq lists its product as uncharacterized. The record is from RefSeq and is a predicted model, not a curated record. Lineage: Eukaryota; Metazoa; Mollusca; Gastropoda; Physidae.